AGCAGCCAUUUUGGCUCAGGUGCCGGCGCGCGUGCAGGAGCGGGGGCUCCGAAUGUGCGGCCGGGCCUUCGGGAGCUGCGCUCUGGCAGCCUAGCCGAGCGAUGCCGACCUGGGAGCCGCGGGACCGGCGGAGAGGGCCCGAGGACACCUUCCUCCGCGCCGAGGAUCGCCGCUUCGAGCGCCGCUACCAGCUGGAGGAGAAGCCGGUCGGGGAGGGCACCUAUGGCGCCGUCUACAUGGCCACGUGCAGAGAGACUCGGCGAACCGUGGCCGUCAAGAAGGUCAAGAUGGAGGGCGAGGAGGAGGGCAUCCCCAGCACGGCGAUCCGGGAGGUGGCCGUGCUCAAGACCACGGACCACCCGAACGUCGUGAAGCUGCUCGACGUCUGCUGCACGCCUGGCAGGCUGCACCUCGUCUUCGAGUUCAUCGAGAUGAAUCUGAAGCAGCACAUGAAGCGCCUGAACUUCUCGCUGGAUCCCGGUGCCGUGAGGUCGCUGACGAGGCAAAUGCUCCGGGGCACCGAGUACUGCCACUCGCACAGGAUCAUCCACCGAGACCUCAAGCCGCAGAACAUCCUCAUCCAGCGGGCUGGCUGUGCCCCCGGGAGCGAGGUGGUCAAGAUCGCGGACUUCGGCAUGGCUCGCGCGUUCUCCCUGCCCCUGCCCAAGUACACCCACGAGGUGGUCACCACGUGGUACCGCGCGCCAGAGAUCCUCUUCGGCGUCGAGGAGUACUCCCUGGCCGUGGACACUUGGAGCGCGGGGUGCAUCAUGGGCGAGAUGGCCACGGGCACUGCGCUCUUCCAGGGCGACAGCGAGAUAGACACGAUCUUCCAGAUCUUCCGGAAGCUGGGCACGCCGACCGAGGCCGACUGGCCCGGCCUGCCAGAGCUGCCGGACUUCAAGCCCACGUUCCCGCAGUGGAGGAAGAGGCCGUGGGAGGAAAUACGCAACACCGUUGCGCAGCUGGGCUCCUCCGGCGUCGACCUGCUGGAGCGCCUGCUCACCUACGACCCACGGCGUCGGGACUCCGUCCGGCAGGCUCUG
This is a messenger RNA of Prorocentrum cordatum, 1046 nucleotides long. NCBI's taxonomy places the organism in Eukaryota, Dinophyceae, Prorocentrales, Prorocentraceae. The record is from the annotation of a GenBank genome assembly.